Protopterus annectens (West African lungfish) is the source of this 7485-nucleotide messenger RNA. It is a transcript of the gene ITGA3, whose product is annotated as integrin subunit alpha 3. The transcript is spliced from 25 exons. Gene Ontology annotation, biological process: cell-matrix adhesion; integrin-mediated signaling pathway; cell-cell adhesion. The coding region runs from base 112 to 3318 and encodes 1068 amino acids. Lineage: Eukaryota; Metazoa; Chordata; Ceratodontiformes; Protopteridae. Gene Ontology annotation, molecular function: integrin binding. The record is from RefSeq and is a predicted model, not a curated record. Gene Ontology annotation, cellular component: external side of plasma membrane; integrin complex.
AUGUACAUGCAGUAAUCAGAGCCUGUCCCAGCAGUCAGGACGAGAAGCAGCCUGUUGCCCCUCCAUUCCUGUAACUCCAGCAGCUGGGCUCCAUCGGUGUGCGACCCCCUCAUGGUUCCCCAACGUUUGUUCAUGGGCACUGGCCAGCACUGCAGGUGUCUUGUCCUGCUGCAGCUGGUGCUAUCCUGUUGCGGAUUUAAUAUCGACUUGCAGUUCCCGGUGGUGAAGACUGGCAAUCCUGGCAGUUUCUUUGGCUUCUCCGUGGCUCUGCACAACCAGACUAAAGGAGAGCAACGGUACCUGCUGCUAUCUGGAGCACCAUUGGAUCAAGCUCUUCCCAGUCAAAAUGCUAACCAGACAGGUGCUGUCUACUACUGUCCACUGACUGACAAAUCAGAUGAUUGUAAGAGAGUUGACAUAGAUGAAAAAGUUGAUACAAAGAAAUACAUUCUUGACCAUAUGUGGCUUGGAGUGACCGUUACCAGUGGAGGACCAGAUGGCAGAAUUUUGGCCUGUGGCCACAGAUAUGUUGCUAUCGUACUGUCUGGCCAAGAAGAACAAUGGCGUAUGAUUGGGCGUUGUUACCCACGAGACAAUGAUAUGAAGCUGAAUAUCAGUGACGACUGGCAGACUGAUCCCCUUGAGCUGUGCAAUCCAAACGCUGACCAUAAUGAUCAGGGAAUGUGCAAUCUAGGAAUGGCUGCUGGCUUUAUUCCAUCUGGAAUGUACUUUGGAGCACCUGGAAGUUACAACUGGCAAGGAAACACCAUUGUCCAAACACGUGUUGAUUUCAGCCAUGAUAAUUCUGAAUUUGGCAAGUUGAGCAAGGAGAACUCCAGCAGCUACACAGGAUUUGCAGUUGAGACUGGAUAUAAUAUCCUGCAAAAGGACAAAUUGACCAUUGUGGCAGGUGCCCCACGCUAUGUGCAUAAAGGUGCCGUAUUCCUCGGGUCAUUAAUUAAUGCUCCAUCUCUCCAGGUACAGCAGAUCCUGAUUGGACAACAAGUGGGUUCCUUCUUCGGAAGCUCUAUUGCUCUUGCUGACCUCAACAAUGAUGGCUGGCAAGAUCUCAUUGUUGGAGCCCCAUUUUAUUUUGAUUGGAAAAAGGAGAUAGGUGGGGCUGUCUACAUCUACAUGAAUGAAGCUGGGACAUUUCAGGAACAGCCAAGCGUAACUCUAAAUGGUGCUGCUUGGUCAUCAUUCGGUUUUGCUGUUGCCAGUAUAGGAGAUGUCAAUCAAGAUGGCUUCCAAGACCUAGCAAUUGGUGCACCAUAUGAUGGUUCAGGAAAAGUCUUUAUUUACCACAGUAAUGAGAAGGGACUAAAUAGUGAACCAAGACAGAUCAUUGAUGGACAGGAAGUUGGACAAAACGGGAUUCAAGUUUUUGGAUACUCCAUCAAAGGUGGGAUGGAUGUAGAUGAGAAUGCUUAUCCAGACUUUCUUGUUGGAAGCCUCUCAGAUAAAAUUGCUUUAUUUAGAGCUCGACCUGUGAUCAUCGUCAGCAAAACUUUCACUGUGACUCCAAACAUUGUCGAUGCCAAAAAGUGCAGCAUGGAGAAGUCCUGUAUAAAAGCGGACCUAUGCUUCUCCUACAUUCUCAGCAAUGGCGAUGCAUCCUACAAGAGAAAUAUUACUCUGUCAUUCACUGUGGAAGCUGACAAAGAACGAAGCAAACCUCGGGUCUACUUUGUGGAUUCCAAGCCAGUCCCUUCGAAUGUGUAUCAGGGGACCUUCUCUAUGCCCAGCAUGAACUGUAUGUCUCUCUUUCUCAAUGUGGUGGACAAUGUGAGAGACAUGCUUCAGCCCAUCAACAUCACCAUGAGUUACGGACUUUUAGACAGAAAGAAAAGAAGAGCUAGUGGGGUGCAAAGUCUGGAUAACUUUCCUGUUCUGAGUGGGGAUCAGAAGCACCACGUUUCACAAGAGAUUAACUUCCAGCGGGAAUGUGGCCAGGACAAUAAGUGUGAAAGCAAUCUGCAGAUAUCUUUCCAAUACGUAGAUGAGAAGCUGAAACCACUCCACAGGAAAGAUGAGGUACAGGUUCUAGAAUACAGACAGGAUGUGAAGAAACUUGCUCUGAAUUUGAACAUCACAAAUUUUCCAUCAGGUGACAAAAAAGGUGAAGACGCACACCAGUCAUCAUUGAACAUUACCUUCCCUCCAACACUCCUGUAUUCAGCAUUUAGAUCAGACAAUCAAGACAUUGCGUGCACAGUAUCCGAAACUCUGAUCUGUGAACUGGGAAAUCCAUUUAAACAGAAUCAAAAGGCUUUGCUUACAGUAAUAUUUGAAGCUACCAGAAUAACACUCAACACAUCAGAGAUUGACGUUUUUCUCCAGCUAUCAACAAUAAGCCUGCAAGAUGACCUACAGCCUGUGCAAGCAAAGCUUCUGAUAGAAUACACUAUUCAGACAUCGCUCAGAGUGAGCCCUGAGAGACCAACAACAUAUUUCAGUGGUGUUGUGAUGGGAGAGUCUGGCAUGCAUACCGUUGGUGACAUCGGGAGCCCUGUCAAUUAUACUUUCACGGUUACUCUCGAUGGAGAACCCUUGGGGUCAGUAGGCACUCUCAUGUUAUUGUUUGAAUGGCCCCACGAAAUUGCGAACGGCAAGUGGUUGCUGUAUAUAACUGAGAUUCUGAUGGAUGGGACCAGUGACAAAAAAUGUGUGCCACCUGGCUUAGUUGUGAAUGAACUUAAUCUGACUCUGUCAGGCAGAUCAGAAACUCGACAAAAACGUGAGGUGGAGCAUAUGCAGAAUGAUAGCCCAGGACUUGUCCUUGCUGCUUCCAAAAAGGGACCCCGGGAAGUUGAGUUGAAUUGCCAAGAUGGCACAGCCAAUUGUCGGAACUUUACCUGUCCACUCCACAACAUGACUCGUGAAGCAAAAGUAACAGUCCAUGCUCGGUUGUGGAACAGUACCUUCAUAGAGGAAUACAAGGACAACAAUCGAGUAAAAGUAAAGGCCGCUGUCUACCUGAUACUUCAAACAGAUAAAUCUGCUAUCAAAAUGGAAAUGAAACAAGCGAUAGCUCAGCUGAUAGUCGACUCAGAGAUGAUAGAAGAGAAGCCGAAGGAGAUUGCGCUCUGGAUUAUCAUAGUUGCCGCUGUUGCUGGAGUACUGUUACUCAGCCUCAUCAUCCUCCUUCUGUGGAAGUGUGGCUUCUUCAAACGAACAAGCUACUAUCGAAUUAUGCCCAAGUACUAUGCUGUAAAGAUCCGCAAAGAAGAACGUUACCAGUUUAACGAGGGAUUGCUACUGCAAGACCAGAAGAAGUGCUGGGUAACAAACUGGAAAGAAAUGCAGCAAUACUACUGAACAGUAAUACUGUCCAACAGUUAUGAUGUAACUACUGAAGCCAAGUACACUGCAACGACCAAUGUACAGACUGCUAAAAAAUAUUUAUGAUAAUUUAUCCUUCAGCCAAACACAGAGGACUUUUUUUUAGUAUGUAAAAAGUUUAAGAAAAGCACAGAGAAUGUAUUCUGAUGUCAUAUUUUAAAUUGCAAAAAGACUUGCGGUCUAGGUCAUAUUCUAGACUGACCUUCUUGGUGCUGUGCUAUUUGCUAAGCCCAUUUCAUCAAGUUGUUUUAGGUUUCACAUUACUUUGUCUUGCAUAUUCUCCUCCAAGAAUGAAUUCUAUGACUUAUGAUAAAACAGUCAGUCUUUCUAUAUUAUGGAUUUUAUUAAGUAAAAAUUUCUCAUCUAUCUUGCCCAUAAAGAAGGCAACCAUAGCAAAGCAUUCUGACAGAAAUGCAGCACUUUUUAGGAGUCAUAAAGUCACUGGAAGAAAUACCCCCAGUGUGGUGAAUUAGUACUACUGGCCGAGGUUGCUGUCCUGAGCUAUGUUUGAAAUCAUCAUCCAUGGUAUUAUAGCUGACCAGUGUCAGGCAAUAAUAAAGUGUUACUGGUACUGCAUGACCAGAUGGUGGUGUUUAAGCGUCCUUGCACUAGUCAGAACUUUUGCUGUCAUAUAUCCCUACCCUCAUUUCAUCUCCUAAGGAACAAGGGCUGAAUUGCUUCAGAAAAAGAAUCUUAUGCUAGUUAUCUUGUCACUCGCUGUGAAUAUCUGAGGAUUAGUGCCUUUGGGAAGCUUUUAGUACACCUAAUUUUCACAAGAGGACUUAGCAUUAAUAGGCAUUGUUUCUAUAUAAGUAUAUUUGUUCAGGUUUCUAUGUUCCUGCAGUGCUUUUUUGAAAGCAUUGCUGCUCAUGAACAUAGCUGUUUCCGUCUUGUUCACUAAAUUUGAAAACAUGGAUGCCUUCCCCCACAGCUGCUGGAACUUCUCUGUUUAGAAGAAACAUUGCAUGUCUCAGCUGUUAUUGUCUGUUGGCAUUUAGCUAGAGGGAGAAUGCACAGUGACUUUCUUUCCAGCUUUUCUUAUAACCAGAAAGCUGCAACACAACUUAUGUUUGCUUUGCAGUCAGGAAAAAGUAUUAUCGGGAAUAUGAUCUCUGGAAAGUCACUGUGACAGGAAGUGCAAGUUUGCUGAGGCCAUUCCAGUGAAAAGAAAACCAAGCCUAGACUUGAAUGCUGAAAUCUAAAGAGUAAACUGAUUUUUACAACACAUGUUUAUAUGUGAUAUGUUUUCAGAAAUGAUUUUACAGUUGCAGGUAGACUGAGAUUGUUGGAAGGGAAACAGCAGUGGUAUUUCAAACUUUUUUUGACUCCCAUCUAGGAGAGGUGAUAGUACAACAUAGCUCUACAAACCUUUAGAAAUGUACAAACUGUGAGCAGACACCUUCUUCAGAGCAAGAGCAAGGACCCAGAACAUACAGAAUUAAAUUAAAUGAUUUUUCAUUUAUGUGAUUUAAUUUUAUCCAUUCAUCCCUACUAAUAGAAACUGCUAUGAUUAACUCUAUCUGAGGAGUUCUUUCUCCCACUCCCCCAGCUUUGUAUGUAAGGGUGAUUUUGCAUUUUCACCCAUCCUUAUGGUUUUUGUUGUCAGUAUAUUAUGUUACAGGGCUUCAAGGAGCACACACAGAGUAGAACCUGCGUACCUGUCAUUUAAACUUUUCACCUCUGUUUGUGUAUCAAGUUGUUCAUUCAGAUAUCCUUCUGUCAGUGUUUUCAUUUUGUGUACUGCAGCACCACAAAAGUGAAAAUUAGGUGGUACCGUUUGGUAUAGGUACUGAUCUUUUCAUCACCUCAAGGAGUAGGAAAUUCAAGAAAAUGUUUAGCCCCCCCGACUGACAGUUUGCACCAGAAAGGUGCUUUACUAGUUGGGGAACUCCUACAUCCGGUCCAGCAAGUUACUUUGAAAAGUGCAUCCUUAAAGGAAAAGAAGGGACUGGAUCAUGAUAGGCCUUAAAGUAGCAAUCCAUUUCAACUUUUUCACUCAGAAGUCCACCUGUAUCCUCUUUAUUGUUUUAUUCUAUUGUGUCUAAUACUAGGACCCUGCAGGUAGUGUGCACUAGAGACACGGGUGGCGUGGGUGUGCAUGGUUGAUCCUCUAGAAACCUGCAGGUAGUGUGCACUAGAAGCACAGAUGGUGUGGGUGUGCACGAUUGCCCUCCUAGGAAUUUGCAGGUAGUGUGUACUAAAGGCACAGAUGGUGUGGGUGAGCACGGUCACUUUCCCAGGAGCUUGCAAGUAGUGUGCACUAGCGGCACAGAUGGUGUGCUGGAACUUCCAAGCCACCCUGAUAGGCUUUCUGAUGUGUGUUGGAUCCAGUAGCACUCAGGGAAUUGUCUCUCAGCCCCCACAGUUAUCCUUGAAGUGGAAUUCUUCCCUCCAACAUCAACCCUGCUGCAUCAACCACCCCCUCUCCCUGGCCAGCCUUUUUGUCUCACAGCCACUAACUGAACUCAAGUUACCACUAUAGCAGAUUAACUGCACCAGCAGGCUGGCUAAUCUACAUCUUACUAUGACAUUUUGUGAUGUCACUGUACAUCCAGCAUGGUGGCAUGCUCCAUUUGUGUGUAUGUAGGGGGGUGUACUUUAAUGGUACUGUCAUCCUCACAGCCAUGUUUUGCUAGUAUUAAUACAAAUUGUGAUAUUUAACUUUUUAAAACCAACUAGUUAUCAAAAAUUUGAUUUAAAUAAACAGUACCUUCAACUCACAUUUGACUCCUAUAAAGACCCCAUGAAUAGCCAACACCAUCCACAGAGCCCACCAGGGAAGCAGGAAGUGGAAGUGCUGCACACACACACACACACACACACACACACCUACUGAUAAUUUAGAUUCACCAUUCUACCUACCAUACAUGAACAUGGUUAAGAAAUACAGGCUCUCCACAGAUGGCACCACAACUAAGAACUGAACCCGUGAACUUCUUGCUGUGAGCAACAGUGCUACUCACUGCACUACUUUGCCACAAAACAUAAGAAAGUAUGGGAUCAUAAUGACAGUUCAAUGAGCCAGAGAAUUGAAAGAGAGUGAUUAUGAUCUCUUCACUUCCUUUAUUGACAAAGUUUCCAUUUUAACUUAGGAAAAUAAGCUUGGGCCUCCCUUUCCAAGAUGACCUUUCCUUUCUGAUGUCACUUUUGUGGAUUUUUAAUUCUAUGACUGGCAUACAGAGUGAGGUACAGCCACUUUGUGUCUCUGUAUUGGACAACAAAAACAGGCAAGGUGAGAUACACAGAUAUGUUUUGGGUUUAAACAAAACUUAGAAGAACAGAUAAAUAGAAAAAAGAAACAGACAGUAUGGCUGAAAAUAAAUGAUGUACAAAGAUAAUAUGCAUGAGUAAAUCUGUAAAGCUAAACAGUUAUCUGAAAGACAAUAGCAAUGAAAUGUACAAAAUAGGUGAGUUACUGACAGCAGGACAUACUGCAAAUUUUCCUGAAUAGGAAAAGUGUUAUAGGUUAAUUACACACACACACGCGCGCACACACACACACACACACACACACACACACACACACACACACACACACACACACACACACACACACACACCAGAAUCUGUACAGCAGUCUGGCUAAUUAGCUUGGCAACAUCUAUGCUAUAGUUUACAGUAUUAUCCAAGUUUGCACAAUUAAGGAUGGAAAAUGAAUUUUAGGUUAUGUUUUGUCAUCCCAGUACUAUAUUAAGAUGUAAUUCUGGGACUCAGAGUACCUUUAAUGUGGAACAUAGCUGUAUUAAUUCCUAGCUGUUACACUUCUAAGGGCAGUGACUUGGCACACCAGCCCACUUAACUAAAAAGAAAUGUUAUUUUUAUAAGCAUAUUUUUACAAAGUUGUAUAUAUGUAUUUCUUUCCUAUCUGUACGUGUGUUGGGGUGAGAGGGUAAUCUUUUUAAUGCAUUUCGUUUGAUGUGGUUACAGCAUUUCAUAUAGCUGUGACUGGCAUCUAAGCCUUUUGUCAAUCCUGAUCCAAAUGGAUACAUGAAACUGCCUGUUUACAAGUACACUGACAUACCUAUGGAGCACCCCUUUCCUGAGAAAUGUAUUAAUUUUCCUUUGUGGAAGUUUGGAGUCUGUUCUAAGCUUUAGCUUAUAUGGUCUUAGCAGGGGUGUGAAGUUCUAAAGCUUAGUUCUGUU